AUGUAUUUGGGAAUAUCGUUAUUUUUGUUGGUAUUCUUUUACUCCAUACCCAUGCCAACCAUAGCUGUGGAGAAAUUUGAUGAAAUUCUGCAAUAUGAAACUCAAACGACGAGGAGGACAACAUUUGAUCCACGAAAAGUGGCAGAAUUAAUAAAUUCCAUUGCGGAAUUUUGGAAUAUGACUUCGAUGUACAUAAUUUAUAAUUCGAAGAUGCCACAGAAUAAUUUACUGCUCGAAGUUUUGAAUGAUUUACAAACAAAAGAUAACUAUUUGGAAAAAUUACCUCGAAUGGUGUUACGAGGAGAGGAUGUUGAGAUUCCUUUGUAUAAAAUCAUCGACGUAAACCGGAAUGCCCUGAUCUUAACUUUAAUGAAUAGUGCCUAUGAUCCAGUCUUGGAGGCCACAGCAAAAGCACUGCGCAAACGAAAAGUUUGCUUCACAAUUUAUCUGAUACACAGCUUCAGCUAUCCCGAAGAUCAUCGCUUUUUGUUUGAGAAGUUGUGGAAAUAUCAGCUAAGACGUCCUUUGGUCAUUGCCAAUGGCAAAGAUCUACUGAACAUGGAUCCAUAUCCGCUAUUGAAAAUUGUAAAUGUUACCAGGGAACCCAUGUUGAAAUGGUUUCCCACAGUCGAUGGUAUCAAUGAUUUUAUGGGUUAUACCUUGAACAUGCCCGUCCAAAACGAGAUACCUGGCACAUACUUUUAUUGGGAUGAGAAAACGCAGAAAUAUAAAGCAGAUGGUUUGGCUGUUUGGUUUAUCGACGAGUUAAUGACACGCCUGAAUAUUACCCUGGUGGCGAAUCCUUUGAAGAUCAACAAUUGUUAUGCCUUCAAUUAUCGUGGAAUCUUUGACAAGUUGCGCGGGGGCGACAUUGAACUAAGUCCCCAUCUAAUGCUGACCAUUGGUCUUGAAGAAGAUUUAGAUUUUAGUUAUCCCUUCAAAACUGAUUCACGCUGUAUUAUGCGACCUCGUCCGAAGAAGUUCAUCCUUAACUUUGUGAGUUUAAUCGAUUGGAAGCUGGUGGUAUUUGUAACUGCUUUUAUAGUCAUUUACGAAAUUCUAUGGAAGCUCUACCCGCUUUAUUGUGCUGUGGUAAAAAGUAAUUAUAACUGGAUGCACCUACCACCAUUCUACAUGCUCUGGCUGUUUCUGGGUACACCAAUACCAAAUUCCAAAUCAUUGCCGGCGGUAGGGCAGUUACGUCCAAUGACAUAUUUGCGUCUUUUCAUUGUCUCCUUUGUGAUAGCUUUCAAUAGCAAUUAUAUUUCCCAGAUAUUUUCAACUAAUUUGACAUCAUUUCUUACCGCCAAUUAUAUCAAGGGCAGUGCCAGUCAUUUGAGUGAUAUAUUCUCUGCAAAUGUGCCGAUCAUAAUGAGGUCCUUUGAUGCCCGCUCCUUUGCAAGAUAUCACAAUGUGGAAAAGGUUGAUUUGAAAAAUUUCAUCAACCUCUCCUACGAAGAUGUGCUUAAGUAUCGUAACCAAUUAAAUACUUCAUAUAUGCAUCUGCUUUCGACCGAAAAAUAUCAGCUGAUCGAUGAACAACAACGUUAUUUAAAUCCAAAACUUUUUCGAUUAUCGAAAAUUUGUCAUGGUCCCUAUCCAAUGCAAUUUCAAUUUCGUGCCGACAGCCAUCUGCUCGAUGUGUUUCAUUUAUUCACACUGAGGGUGAACGAGGGAGGUCUUUACGAAUAUCAGAAGGGACAAUUGUUUUAUCGCAUCAAAAGUCGUGGCCAACUCGAUUAUAUACGAGAAUCGAAUCCUCAGAGACCGGAAAUUGCUUUUACAACAUUGACGGCAAUGUUUUAUGUGGGAAUUGUGGGAUAUACCAGCAGCAUCAUUGUAUUUGUGUUUGAGUUGUAUGGAGAAGGUUUAAUGAGGGUUUUUAAGGGGAAAACAGUUUUGAAAUUUAUACGAAAUUGA
This is a messenger RNA of Musca domestica (house fly), 1920 nucleotides long. RefSeq lists its product as uncharacterized. The transcript has a single exon. Bases 1 to 1920 code for a protein of 639 amino acids. The record is from RefSeq and is a predicted model, not a curated record. Lineage: Eukaryota; Metazoa; Arthropoda; Insecta; Diptera; Muscidae.